Molecule: messenger RNA, 2217 nt
Organism: Ophidiomyces ophidiicola
Lineage: Eukaryota; Fungi; Ascomycota; Eurotiomycetes; Onygenales; Onygenaceae
Gene: ARG2
Product: Amino-acid acetyltransferase, mitochondrial
Exons: 3
Coding region: 1-2217 (738 amino acids)
Biological process (GO): L-arginine biosynthetic process
Cellular component (GO): mitochondrial matrix
Molecular function (GO): arginine binding; L-glutamate N-acetyltransferase activity, acting on acetyl-CoA as donor
Source: RefSeq, a predicted model, not a curated record
AUGAAUCGAAGUGUGGUGCUGGGCUGGUGCUCACAGCCAGCUCGCCUCGGCCAUAAGUGUGACCGUCACUUCGAUUUCACUCCCCUCUGUAACCGGACCGCACCCGAGAAACGCUUCUUCGGCCGUUAUUCUGGCCCAACAGCUACAAUUCCUAACCUGCCCCGCAGACAUGACGGCUAUACCGCUCCGCCGGAAUCUGGUGGCGACUUCUUCCCAGGACUAGGCCAUCAGGCAAAGGAAAAAGAGGCCGAGAAGGAUUUCUACCUAAGUCUUCUGAGUUCUGCUUCUACAAAGCGAGAAGUAAAGUCCUAUCUCUCACGAUUCAAGACUCAAAAAUCUACAUCCAAUGAUACCCACAAACCCGAUCCCCCACACCGAGUCACACCUCCGCACAAUCUUGAACCGAAGACAGGAUUGAAGACACAAAGCAAAUUAGGCGUGAAUUUAGGAAAUAUAUUCGGGGACUCCGCGACCGUGGAGAAUGCUCCGGUAUUUACACAAGACCCCAUACAUGUUCGGAUGGAGGCAACCCCCGAAAAGCUUCACGUUGCUCUAGUCGAACUCCGGAAGCCUCAGCUACUAAAUGAUCACAUUCUCCACGGGGUUGGCCAGACUCUCUCACAAUUAAGCAGACUUGGGAUGAGCUGUUGCGUUGUGAUUGAUGCGGGUGGCAGCUUAGACGAGAUGUCCCAUCGACAUAUUUCUACACAGCAGGCAGAUCGACUAUCUGCAGCCAUUGAUGCGAAUCACGGACCAGACUCCCAGAGAAUUGAUUCUGCCAUCGCGGUAUCGCCAGAAUCUAAUAUGAAGGUCUCGGUCCUAUCCCGCAAUUUGCUACUAUCGCCUUUACGUCAAGGCCAUGUCGUUGUUGUAGCCCCAGUGGGGUAUACUACAGAUACCCAGAGAGCAGUUCCUGUUCCGGCAGGUAAAAUAGUUUUAGCAUUAACCAAGGAAUUGGCAGGGCUUGAGAUAAACAGCAGCCCAGACGAAGAUGCUAUCACUACAGCCGGCAGAGCGAAGUAUUUGCAGAUGGAAAUAUCACUCGAUAGGCUGAUUAUUCUGGAUCCUUCUGGUGGAAUCCCUUCACUGAAGGAGAGACCCCAUGUUUUUGUCAACCUGGAACAGGAAUAUGACGACAUUAUGGGGGAGUUGAGCCAAAAACUCAACGGUACUGAUUAUCAUACUUCUUCAAAACCUCAAGAUAUAAACGAAAUAUCCCCAUUCCAUUUUGGGAAGAGCAAUCCUAUAUCCAAGUUUGUCGAUGAGGAGGUAGUUCCUCUUCCAAAAGAAUCUGGUGGAUCUGGCCGGACGGAAACCGUGGAUGACCAUUUGAACAAUUUAACGCUUUUACAACAGACUCUGUCGUAUCUACCCCCAUCGUCAUCUGGGAUUAUCGUUACACCUUAUGAGAUAGCCACAUCUCCCGACGAAACUCCUGAUGCUUCAACUUUAUCCGCUGUUGGAACUCGACGAUCGCGAAAUCCUCUGAUUCAUAACCUGCUUACUGAUAGACCUAUUUUAUCAGCUUCUUUACCGAUUGGAAGAAUAUGCGCCCGGAACGGCGCCACGCCACCGAGCCAAACGCUUGCUACACAUUCCACCUUUGUGAAGCGGGGGAUGCCGUUGACUUUACUACCAGAUCCGCGCGUUAGAAUGUGGACGCCAGACAACUUUGGUGACCACAUCCUCACAUUGGAUGAUUCAAGGAUCGACCUGCAACGCCUUGUUUAUUUGAUUGAAGAUUCUUUCGACAGGAAACUAGAUGCCCGCCGUUAUAUCGAUCGUGUCAACAAACGCCUUGCUGGGCUCAUUAUCGCCGGUGAAUAUGAAGGCGGAGCGAUCCUCACGUGGGAAACGCCACCUGGCGUGCCUGAUGACGGGAGCGAAGAGAGCAGAUCUCGAAUGGUUCCAUAUCUCGACAAAUUUGCCGUUCUCAAAAGAAGCCAAGGGGCCGGUGGAGUGGCAGAUAUCGUGUUUAACGCCAUGGUUCGCACCUGUUUCCCAAAUGGCGUCUGCUGGCGAAGCAGAGCGGAUAACCCCGUUAAUAAGUGGUACUUCGAGAGGUCCAGAGGAACGUGGAAGCUUCCAGGCACUAACUGGACCAUGUUUUGGACCACAGACGGUGUACCUGAAAAUCAACAAGAGUUUUGGGAUUAUGAAGGCGUUUGUCGGUCUAUUGUGCCCACUUGGGCGGAUAAUAAGCAGCAAGUUGAUUGA